This is a messenger RNA of Cooperia oncophora, 363 nucleotides long. The record is from the annotation of a GenBank genome assembly. NCBI's taxonomy places the organism in Eukaryota, Metazoa, Nematoda, Chromadorea, Rhabditida, Trichostrongylidae.
AUGGCCGAUUUUGCUGUUGACCUGCUAAAAAGAACGCCGCCAGAGGAGAGUGUGGUGAUGUCUCCACUGUCUAUGGUGGCUGCACUUUCCGUUCUCGAAAGAGGAGCCGGCGGUUCCACGAAAAGUCAAAUCAAUGAUGCUCUCAAGAGAACAUCUGAAAAUGACGUGCCGGAACUGAUUCGCAAAUUGGCUGCUGCCGAUGGAGUUCUCAUGUCCGUAGCGACGAGAUUCUACCUCGCCAAUUCUGCUACCCUUCACGAAGACUACAACAACCAAGUGUCGAAGGACUUCGAUGUUACCGCUGAACUUCUUGAUUUCCGCGAUCAGAAACUCACAGUCGAGGUUGUUACCACCUGUGCUUGA